AGAUUUCAGCCAUGCCGCCCUCUCCUAGAUUCUCUAUCCGCCAUGGCCGUUGGCCAGCGGCAAGCGGACCCACCAUACAAGCAGGGCAGGGCGGGCCGCCGUGGAACCACCCCUGCUCUGGCCUGUACUGCCGCCGUCGGAGGUGAUGCGCCGCGCCGUCCCUCCGACACCGUCGUGGCCCGCAGCGAGCAGGGCGAGGCGCGCGGCUCAGCGUGAGGAGGGCGCGGACGUCGGCCCCGGUGGCAGUCGGUCAGUCAGCAAUCGGGUCUCGGCAGACAAGACAUCAUAGGCCACGCCGCAAUGCUGUCGCCGCCCGUGUGCAUGGUAUGGCCAGUUCAAUCAGUGCACGCACCAGCGCACGGCAUACUCUGUCGGUUUCUCCAUUAUCUUCAGUUCGAUCAGCACAGACUUCACAGUUAGCGAUAAGAGCUGCAAACCCACUCUUCCCUUGUGCCAAACUCUCUCAAGCUCGUGCCGUGGUGGCAGCACCAAUGAAGGUCUCCAAGCACCCUUCCUCUUCUUGUUUAGCCAACCGCCAGCCUUCGAAAGAGGUUCUUGAGACAUGGCGCAGUGCCGAUGCGGUGUGCUUCGAUGUGGAUAGCACUGUAUGCUUGGAUGAGGGUAUUGAUGAGCUUGCUGAUUUCUGUGGGGCUGGGCAGGCAGUAGCUGAGUGGACGACAAAGGCAAUGACAGGGACCGUUCCAUUUGAAGAGGCUCUUGCUGCCCGGAUUUCGUUAAUCAAGCCAUCUCUGUCCCAAGUUCAGGACUGUUUGGAGAAGAGGCCACCCAGGAUUUCUCCUGGAAUCGCUGAUUUGAUUAAAACGUUAAUAGCUAAUAAUACUGAAGUGUUCCUUGUGUCAGGAGGUUUCAGACAAAUGAUUGAGGAUCGUGGUUACAAGACGCUGGUUAUGAUUGGAGAUGGUGCAACUGAUCUUGAGGCUCGGCAACCUGGUGGAGCAGACUUGUUCAUCUGUUACGCCGGUGUCCAGAUGAGAGAAGCAGUUGCAGCCAAAGCUGACUGGACCGUCUUUGAAUUUCAAGAGCUAAUUUCUGAAUUGCCGCAGUUAAAUACCUCACAGUGAUUCUGAAUCUUACGGUGUUCACACCGUGAAAGAUCGUAUGUUCUUAAGCUUGCAUUUAGCUGCAUUACUUUAUUUCCUCAUUUCCAUCAUUCCUUUGAUGAGAUGGUGCUUGAGCUGGAGCUCAAAUUUAAUGGUUUCAUUUCUGAAACCUGGUAGUUAUGUAUUCUUUUUUCUUUGCGGGGUUGGUGGUUAUGUAUCUGAUACGGAAACCUGAUGGUUAUGUAUCAAUAUUGAAAUUUUAUGGUUAUGUAUUGAUAUUGGAAUUAUUUAAA
This is a messenger RNA of Triticum dicoccoides, 1354 nucleotides long. RefSeq names its product phosphoserine phosphatase, chloroplastic-like. NCBI's taxonomy places the organism in Eukaryota, Viridiplantae, Streptophyta, Magnoliopsida, Poales, Poaceae. Gene Ontology annotation, cellular component: chloroplast; cytoplasm. The record is from RefSeq and is a predicted model, not a curated record. Gene Ontology annotation, biological process: dephosphorylation; L-serine biosynthetic process. Gene Ontology annotation, molecular function: L-phosphoserine phosphatase activity; magnesium ion binding. The coding region runs from base 327 to 1082 and encodes 251 amino acids. The transcript has 7 exons.